Molecule: messenger RNA, 1736 nt
Organism: Hydractinia symbiolongicarpus
Lineage: Eukaryota; Metazoa; Cnidaria; Hydrozoa; Anthoathecata; Hydractiniidae
Product: plancitoxin-1-like
Exons: 5
Coding region: 75-1235 (386 amino acids)
Biological process (GO): apoptotic DNA fragmentation
Molecular function (GO): deoxyribonuclease II activity
Source: RefSeq, a predicted model, not a curated record
AAAUUAAUACGAAUGAGUAAAUUCACUUAACGCAUUUAUUACGUCAUUAUCUUUUCUCACCUUUUAGUCUCACAAUGCAUUACAACUCUCCAACCAUAAUAUUUACUCUCCUUCUCUGUUUAACACUCACCAUCGUUGAGUGUAAAUUAACAUGCUUAAGUGAUGAUGGAAAGCCCGUUGACAUGUUUAUCCUGUAUAAACUCCCUGAGAUUCACUGGCAAGAAGUUCCAUCUUUAGUAAAAGAAGGCUAUGGUUACACUUACCUUGAUUCAAAUAACAAGAAAUUCAGGCUGUCUGACAAUUCCAUCGCAAGUCCAAAGAGUGCAGCCGGCAGAACAUUGAAUCAAGUGUAUCAAAAAUACACAAACGAAAAGAAGUACCAUUUAAAAGAUAGUGUGUACGUCGACGGUCCAACUGAUCAAGCACAUGUGUUUUAUAAUGACGCAGAUCCUCAAGGAACUGAGCACUUCAGUUUUGCUCACAGCAAAGGAGCGCUAGCAUUUAACGAAGAAUCUGGUUUUUGGUUGAUCAACAGUGUACCAAAAUAUCCACCUGCUGCUUCAGAAGGUUAUGAUUAUCCUCAUAGUGGUUGUAUGUAUGGACAGAUGUUUAUGUGUGUCACAUUCAAUUCUUCUGCAUUUAAUGACAUUGGAUUGCAACUUCGUUAUAAUCAUCCUCAUGUACAUGAUGCUAAUUUGCCGAAAGGUUGGAUUGACCAGUUUCCUAACAUGGAUAAGUUGCUUCAAGGUGACGUCAUCCACGCACCACCUGCACAUCGCGCCCUGCUUCGAUCGUUAGCCGGUGUUGAUUACCAGCAUUUCGCCAAGUCGAAACACUUUGGUAAAGAUCUUUACCAUGAGUUUGUUGCACCUGGUUUGCAGACAGACAUUCUCACUGAGACAUGGCAACAUGGUGCAGAACAUAACAUUGGACCUUCUUGUAAUGGAGAUUUCACAGUUGAAGAUGUAUCUGAUAUCAGUAUUGAUGUGCCCGAUCAACACUUCUCAUUCUGGAACAACAACGAUCAUUCUAAGUUUGUUGUAGCGAAAUCAUCAAGCAAACCUUUUGUGUGUGUGGGUGAUAUCAAUCGUCAGACAACCCAGUUCGAACGCGGUGGUGGUACGCUGUGCACCAAAGAUAUUGACCUGUGGAAUGUUUAUAAUGAUUUGGUUGCUAAUAUGACGUCAUGCGAUGAUGGCGUCACUCAUUUGAAUGCUAGAUUGGACGAACUUUAAAGUACUUUUUGUAUAAAAAUUAUUUUUAUGAGAAUCAUCGAAACUCCGUUUCCGAAGAACAUUUUUUUCGAGAAAUUUAAAUAAUCCAAAUUUUUGACUUUCUCGUUGUGUUGUACAUUGAUUUAUUGUUUAUUCGAUACAAAAUAACCUUUUCCUCAUUUCUUCAACUAUAUUUCACGUGUCAUAGCAUUUCGAACGUUUAAAAUUAAAAUAUUAGUCAAUUUUUACUCAAUACUUAAACUAAAAGGUACGAUUCUUAUAAAAAAAACUGUGUACUUGUAUAAUUUAGUAUUAUUCAUUAUUUACCUAUUUUUAUUUAUAUAUUUAUAACUGCAAUUUUGUAUAAAUAUUUUUGUAUCGCAUUAUUUAGCACUAUUUUAUUUUUAAUAGCGGAUUUUCACAAAGCGAAUUGUGAACGGCGAACGGCGAAUUAGCUACGAACAGUUAUUUUAAAUUCUUCCCAAUAAUGACUUUCUGUAAGAAUAAACACUGAAUAUUGCA